CGCUAGUAUUUAAUAAACUACGUCGUGAUUCGAUAAAAAAGAGCCAAGUAAAAUAUGACAGAAGAUCGUUUAGAUAUAUUAAUACUUGGUGCCACCGGAUUUACCGGAUUACACUGUAUUCCGUAUGUUCAUAAGCUUUCCAAAGCUAAUGGACGAAAUCUUACCUGGGGAGUUGCAGGCCGAUCUGAAGAAAAAUUGCAAGAAGUCCUGAAGUCGACUGGAGAGAAAAUCGGGGUCGAUUUGUCCAAUACGCCUAUGGUUAUAACUGAUAUCAAGAGUUAUGAUUCAUUGCUGCUGAUGGCCAAAAAAACUAAAAUUGUUAUAAAUUGCUGUGGUCCAUAUCAAUUUUUGGGAGAGCCCGUGGUAAAGGCAUGUAUAGCUGCUGGAACACAUCAUGUUGAUAUAAGUGGGGAACCGCAAUAUAUGGAGAAGAUGCAGUUGGAGCAACACCAAAAUGCGAAAGAAAAAGGGGUUUACGUUAUAAGUGCCUGUGGUUUGGACAGCAUACCAAGUGAUUUAGGAGUUAUUUUUCUCAAACAAAACUUUGAUGGUGUUUUGAAUUCUGUGGAAACAUACUUGGAGGUAUGGGAGGAAGGAAAUAAUUCCGGAGCAGCUAUUAAUGUCGGGACAUGGAAUUCUGCCGUACAUAGUUUGGCGCAAUGGAAUGAACUCAACGACAUACGAAGAAAAUUAUUUCCUAAAGCAUUGCCAUCGUUUAACCCACAACUAAAGAAGAAACUAUUGCCUCACAAAUCUGAUCUUGUUGAUGGUUGGAUAAUACCUUUCCCUGGAGCAGAUCUUCCAGUGAUGGAAAGAACACAGAGAUAUUUGUAUGAGAAGGAAUCUAAGAGACCUAUACAAGUUAACACAUACUUUGUUGUACGAUCCAUAUUUACCGUAAUAUUAUUUGCUCUUGGUGGUGCAAUCUUAACCAUACUGACUAAAUUCAACUGUGGUAUAAAAUUGUUACUGAACUAUCCUGAAGUAUUCAGUUUUGGAAUGGUCAGCAAGAAACAACCAUCAGAAGAAAAGAUUGAAAAUUCAUGGUUUCAAGUAACACUGCAUGGAAAAGGAUGGAGUGGACCUUCCGAAAAAGGCCUCAAUAACUACACCAUACCGUAUAAUAAGAGUAUCUUGGGAAGAGUCAAAGGAAGAAAUCCUACUUAUGGGUCUACCUGCAUAUGUUUGGUUUGUGCUGCCAUUGUAGUACUCACAGAAAGUGACAAAAUGCCGGAGGAAGGCGGAGUAUUUCCUCCUGGAGCAGCAUUUGAGAACACUUCUCUCAUCACUCUACUAAAGGAAAAUGAAGUCACCUUCGAUAUUAUUUCUGAGCAGCCGAUAUUACGCUGAAUAUGUGGUUACAAGUUGGAGGUAAACCUAAUCAUUAAAGUGCUUAACUUUUUGGUGAUAUGUGUUGAAAUAUAAAGUAUUAUAUAUUCUGAAGGUUGGAACAUCUUAAAUACUGAAUAUAUUCAUGAACUUUUAUUGAAUUUUUAAAACAC
Molecule: messenger RNA, 1502 nt
Organism: Leptinotarsa decemlineata (Colorado potato beetle)
Lineage: Eukaryota; Metazoa; Arthropoda; Insecta; Coleoptera; Chrysomelidae
Product: saccharopine dehydrogenase-like oxidoreductase
Biological process (GO): glycolipid biosynthetic process
Cellular component (GO): mitochondrion; lipid droplet; plasma membrane
Source: RefSeq, a predicted model, not a curated record